AUGAACAAGAAAUCGCAUAAGAAGAAGCACAAGAAACGUGGGAAACAAGAAGUGAAAAACAAGGAAAACGUAGAAAAUGCUCUCGCGAGUGAUGUGGAUGCCGAGAAGGAUGCAGCUGUAAAAGAAAAUAAAUUAUGUUACGAAAUAAAACAUUCGGAUGUUAUGGGACGGUAUGUGAUGGCAAGUCGCGAUAUUAAAGCUGGAGAGGUGAUAGUAGAGGUCCCAGCGCUGGCCGUGGGGCCUUGCAGCGGUUGUGCCCUAAUAUGCCUCGGUUGCUACAGGGAGCUGGAUGAAAGUAAUUUAGUAAAAUGUCCCGGUUGUAACUGGCCGCUGUGCGCCACCUCUUGCUCAGGUCUUGGCAAGUACACAGGUCAUUCGAACUACGAGUGUGAAGCUUUGAAGAACUCUUCCCCAAGUUAUAACAACCUUGAGGAAUUGAAGGAGUACUACCACGCCCUUAUGCCCUUGAGGCAGAUGUCUCCUUUUAAAAACGGCCGACCAAGAGAAGUGGACCGCCAUUAUCGAUUAAAGAAAUGGGGGUUUCACUUCGAUGAAAAGGACAUACAUACUGUGUGCGGAAUAUUGGAGGUAAAUGCCUUUGAAGUGGGUGGAAGUGGCGCCAACGCCCGUGCCCUAUAUGACGCUGCGUUCCUGCUAGCCCAUGACUGUACCCCUACGACCACUCAUACCGACUCCGAGAAAGCUCCCGGCAGACCACUAACUGUUCGAGCCUCUAUUUCACAUAAAGCUGGGGAUGUCAUAUCGUUGUGUUAUGCUUAUACGCUUCAGGGCACCUUAAAACGACGGGAACACAUACUCCUCAGCAAGUUCUUCGAGUGCUCCUGCAAGCGUUGUUCAGACCCGACAGAGCUAGGGACGUACGCCAGUGCCUUCCGUUGUCCGAAGUGCGCUGGUCGGAUCCUCUCUACAGCACCACUAGAGCCACUUGCUCCUUGGCGCUGUACAGACAAUGGUUGUUUUUAUACGAUGACUUCCGGUGGAGUUCAGGCUAUGCUUAAGAGAUUAACAGACGAAUUCGAGCAAAUAGACGCGAAUGACGUAGACGGCUUCGAGAAGUUUCUUCACAAAUAUCGCAACGUGCUUCACGAUAAUCACUACCUCUGUCUGUCGGCGCUGCACUCCCUCAGCCAGUUGUACGGCAAAAUCGCCGGCUACAUGAUCCACGAGAUGCCGGAGGAACAGCUGCACAGGAAGAUCGACAUCUGUCGUGAUCUCAUGAAGGUCUUUGACGUGAUAGAACCGGGGUAUUCCCGGUUGAGAGGUAUAACAUUGUAUGAACUCCACGCCCCUCUGAUGGUGCUCACAACAAGAGAUUUUGAAAGGAAAGCUAUUUCCAAAGACAGCCUUAGGAAUAGGUUAAAAGAGAUUGUAAGCUACUUAACAGAAUCCGCCCUUAUACUUGGAUUCGAACCAAAGCAGUCCCCUGAAGGCCUAAUGGCGACUGCAGCUAAGGACGCCCUUAAGAAGAUCAAGACCUGGGAACAGAUUAUAGGGAAAAUUUCUUAA
Messenger RNA from Leptosia nina, 1527 nucleotides. The record is from the annotation of a GenBank genome assembly. NCBI's taxonomy places the organism in Eukaryota, Metazoa, Arthropoda, Insecta, Lepidoptera, Pieridae.